Chanos chanos (milkfish) is the source of this 3537-nucleotide messenger RNA. RefSeq names its product villin-like (gene vill). The coding region runs from base 195 to 2831 and encodes 878 amino acids. NCBI's taxonomy places the organism in Eukaryota, Metazoa, Chordata, Actinopteri, Gonorynchiformes, Chanidae. The record is from RefSeq and is a predicted model, not a curated record. Gene Ontology annotation, cellular component: actin cytoskeleton; cytoplasm. Gene Ontology annotation, molecular function: phosphatidylinositol-4,5-bisphosphate binding; actin filament binding. Gene Ontology annotation, biological process: barbed-end actin filament capping; actin polymerization or depolymerization; cytoskeleton organization. The transcript is spliced from 20 exons.
CUACAGUCUGUGCAGUAACGGUCUCGAUGAAGUCUGUGAGGAAGACUUUGGACGGACGGUCGCCGUCGGUCGGUCAGGCGCGGUGGACGGCUUAACGGUGUGAAAUGUUCCUGGAACCUGGAAAUGUUCCGUUAGAAAAGAAUUCAAAAAGUCAGAGAAAAGUCAGCCGUAGAAGGAAUGAUAGUCAUGGCUGAAUGCCACUGAGCGAUUUGAUAUCCAUACAACCAGAGAAAAGUGAGGGCGCCAGGAUGACAGAUGCAGAUAUGUUUAAAAGCGUCCGCCGGAGGCCUGGGUUACAGAUAUGGACCAUCAAUAAAAUGGCCAUGACUCCAGUGCCAGAGCAGGCCUAUGGGAAUUUCUUUGAAGGCGAUUGCUACAUGGUUCUGCACGAAAGCCAGGACUCCACUGACAUCCACUACUGGAUAGGCAAAAACUCCUCUCAGGACGAACAGGGAGCGGCUGCCAUCCUGGUCACCCAGCUGGACGCUUUCCUGGGGGGGAGUCCCGUCCAGCACAGGGAGGUGCAGGGUUUUGAGUCGGCCAAGUUCCGAAGCUACUUCAGAAACGGAAUCAUUUACAAGAAAGGGGGCGUGGCCUCGGGGUUCCGACACGUGGAGACCAACGUGUAUAACAUCCUGCGUCUGCUGCAUGUCAAGGGGAGGAAGCACGUGACUGCCACUGAGGUAGAGGUCUCCUGGAACAGUUUUAACACUGGGGAUGUUUUUCUGCUGGACAUGGGAAAAAUCAUAGUGCAGUGGAACGGGCCUCAGAGCAACAGAAGAGAGAAACUAAAGGCUGUCUUGUUGGCUCAGGACAUACGGGACAGGGAGCGCGGGGGGCGGGCUCAGAUCGGCGUGGUGGAGGGUGGCAGUGAGGGAGACUCUCCUGAGCUGAUGAAGAUCAUGACGGCUGUUCUGGGCAAGAGGACUGGGCAGCUGAGACAGGCCGUGCCGGACCACCAACCAGAUCUCACCGGCAACGCAGGCGUUAGGCUUUACCACCUGUCAGAUGUCAGUGGGAAGUUGGUGGUACAGGAGGUUGCUAUCAGUCCUCUGACUCAGGACCUGCUCAAAUCCUCUGACUGUUAUAUAGUGGAUCAGGGUGGUUCACAUGUGUCAGUGUGGAAGGGAAAAGGUGCCUCAGAAGGAGAGAGAAAGGAGGCCCUGUCACGGGCUAUGAGUUUUCUAAAAGCGAAGAGCUACCCGUCAGGCACUAAAGUGGAGGUGAUGUGUGAGGGGGCGGAGACAGCCAUGUUUAAACAUCUCUUUAAGACCUGGACAGAGCCCAACCAAACCCAGGGUCUGGGCAAGACCCACUCACGCGGCAGGAUAGCCAAAGUGGACAGGGUGAGAUUUGAUGUUAUGGAGCUCCAUGCUGACCCUCAGCUGGCUGCACAGGAACGAAUGGUGGACGACGCCUCUGGAGACGUACAGAUCUGGCGGAUUGAGAAUCUGGAGCGGGCGGAGGUCGACCCUGACACCUACGGCCAGUUCUAUGGAGGAGACUGUUACCUGGUGCUGUACACCUACCAGAGAGCCAACAAGCCACAGUACCUGCUCUACAUGUGGCUGGGUCGGCACGCCACGCAGGACGAGAUUACAGCGUGUGCGUACCAGGCUGUCAACGUGGACAACCUGUACAACGGACAGGCCGUGCAGGUCAGGGUGACCAUGGGAAAAGAGCCCAGACAUUUCCUGGCCAUGUUUAAAGGCAAACUCAUCAUCUACGAGGGGGGCACGGGGCGACCGGGCGUGGUGAACCCUGAUCCUGGUGCCAGGCUCUUUCAGGUCAGAGGGUCACAUGAGUUUGACACCAAGGCCACGGAAGUCCCCGCACGAGCUUCUUCCCUCAACACCAAUGACGUGUUUCUGCUCCAGACCAACGAUACCUGUUACCUGUGGUAUGGCAAGGGCUGCAGUGGAGAUGAGAGGGAGAUGGGGAGGGCGGUAGCAGACAUCCUGCCAGGGAAGGAGAAGCAGGUGGUGAUGGAGGGUCAGGAGCCGGCCCAGUUCUGGCUGGCUCUGGGUGGAAAGGCUCCGUACGCCAGUGACAAGAGGCUGCAGAGGGCGGAGCCACUGCACCGACCGCGUCUGUUUGAAUGCUCCAAUCAGACAGGAAGAUUCCGCAUGACGGAGAUCGACGGCUUCGCCCAGGAGGACCUGGACGACGACGACGUCAUGCUGCUGGACACCUGGGAGGAGAUUUUCCUGUGGAUUGGAGACUCGGCAAACCAAUCAGAGAGACAAGAUGCACUGACGUACACGGCCGAGUACCUGAGGACCCAUCCGGCCGGGCGGGACCCCGACACGCCGAUCAUCUCCGUAAAGCAGGGAUAUGAGCCGCCCAACUUCACAGGCUGGUUCAACGCAUGGGACCCUCACAAGUGGAGUGGCGGCUUAGCUUACGAGGAGAUGAAGAAGAAGCUGGGAGACGCUGGAUCAUUUUCACAAGUGGCUGUCACUGUGAAUAACACAGACCUGAAUCAGCAGGACGGAGGGACUAAUGGUGGAGGAGGAGGAGACUACAGCGCUCCAGGAGGCCCAGCCGGUAUCAGCUCCCCUCCUUCGAAUGGAUCUCAGGGGCCGCAGUUCUCCUCUGACAGUGCCAGCGCGGACACAGUACCGGGCCCUAACGGCGCUUUGGUUCUGAGCCCGGAGCAGCUGGUAAAUAAAGGCCCCAAGGAUUUGCCUGAGGGAGUGGACCACAGCAGGAGAGAAGACUACCUCUCAGAUGAAGAUUUUGAGAGUCUUCUCGGCUGCUCGAGAGCCGAUUUCAAACGUUUGCCGAAAUGGAGACAGAAUGACCUCAAAAAGAAGGCGGGGCUUUUCUAAUGAAAACAACAACCCCCCACCCCCCGCACCCCCUCUGCAGUGUUUACCAUAAAACACCGGAGUGGCUAUGACAUUUGAUUUUAGAGAGCUCUUCAAAUUCACUUACUGCCAAUCACUAACCUGUUAAUAUGUUCAACAGAAACUGCUUUGAGUGUCCCUAAUCAAUUUUUUUUCAUAAGGUUACAUGUGAAUACGACAAAUAAGAACUCAUAUAUCUGUGCCUUUACACAUUCUGUGAUUUAUUUGAGUGUAAAUAUUGACUUUUAAAUCUUUAAGAAAAAACUGUAAAAGAUAAUAAUAUAAUAAAGAGCAAUCGUGUUGAAUAUUUAACAUUCAUGUAACAUGUUGUUUGUUUUAACCGUAAUCUCUGUCUAUAACACCAUAAGUAACACCAUAAUUAUGAACACCAUAAUAAUUAUAAACGCUGUCAGUAAAAUCUGGUUCUAGAGUGGAAAAAAAAUUUCACCGCUGAGUCUGAUUCCUCUGUUCACUGAUUCAGAGUCAGCGUUUCGUCCUCUGUGUGAACAAUACUCGGCGUUAAUCAGUGAAGAAAAACAUAAUCCGCUGAAUUGCUUUAUUGAUGUUUAAUUCAUCUGCUUUCACUUGAGUGCAGUUUAGUAUGAAACAGAAGACCAAAGCAACAUGUGAACUAUUACCCAUGAACAGUUUUGUACAAUUACAGAGUUAAAGAAUUAAAGCAAUGCUG